Molecule: messenger RNA, 1170 nt
Organism: Solanum stenotomum
Lineage: Eukaryota; Viridiplantae; Streptophyta; Magnoliopsida; Solanales; Solanaceae
Product: feruloyl CoA ortho-hydroxylase F6H1-3-like
Exons: 2
Coding region: 25-1116 (363 amino acids)
Source: RefSeq, a predicted model, not a curated record
UAGCUUAAAUUAUAAACAAAAGCAAUGGCUCCAACAUUGGCAACAAUCUCUAUUAAUUCCAACACAUGGGAUGUCAAAAAUUUUGUUGUAAAUGAAGGGCAUGGAGUGAAAGGUCUUGCAGACAUGGGCAUUCAAACACUUCCUAAGCAAUACAUUCAACCUCUCGAAGAGCGAAUAACUUCAAGUGAUGUGGUGGUGGAUGAAGAACAAUGUAUACCAGUCAUUGAUCUAUCAAAUUGGAAUGAUACGAAAGUGGACAACAUGAUAUGUAAUGCAGCAGAGAAAUGGGGUUUUUUCCAGAUUGUUAAUCAUGGAAUUCCAAUAAAAGUUUUUGAGAAUGUUAAAGAUGCUACUCAUAGGUUCUUUGCUUUGUCUGCUCAAGAAAAGAACAAGUACUCAAAAGACUAUUCUUGUACAAAUAAUGUUCGUUUUGGGACAAGCUUUACUCCUCAAGCUGAAAAGGCUUUAGAGUGGAAAGAUUACCUUAGCCUCUUUUAUGUUUCUGACGAAGAAGCAUCUGCACUUUGGCCUCCUGCUUGCAGGGAUGAAGCACUUGAGUUCAUGAAAAAGACUGAGCUUGUGAUCAAAAGACUGAUGGAAUCACUAAUGAAAAGACUAAAUGUGAAGGAAAUUGAUGAAGAUAGGGAAUCACUUCUAAUGGGUUCCAAAAGGAUCAACCUUAACUACUAUCCUAAAUGUCCAAACCCCGAACUUACUGUCGGGGUAGGACGUCACUCUGAUGUCUCAACAUUAACCAUCUUACUUCAAGACAACAUCGGAGGACUCUACGUGAAAAAACUAGGCAAUGAAACUUGGCUUCCCGUCCCACCAAUAAGUGGAGCGCUUGUGAUUAACAUCGGUGAUGCACUUCAAAUCCUGAGCAAUGGUCGAUACAAGAGUAUCGAGCAUCGUGUUAUUGCUAAUGGAAGCAAUAACAGAGUUUCAGUGCCAAUAUUUGUGAACCCUAAGCCUAAUGAUGUUAUUGGUCCUUUACAAGAAGUGUUAGAAAGCGGUGAGAAGGCAGUGUAUAAGCAAGUUCUUUAUUCGGAUUAUGCCAAGCAUUUCUUCAGAAAAGCUCAUGAUGGGAAGGACACCGUUGAUUUUGCAAAGAUAUGAUAUACUUCGUUGUAUCAAGUGAAACAAAAUCUUAUUAAUUUUUUUUUUUCAUUU